Messenger RNA from Talaromyces amestolkiae, 1644 nucleotides. RefSeq lists its product as uncharacterized. The record is from RefSeq and is a predicted model, not a curated record. The coding region runs from base 1 to 1644 and encodes 547 amino acids. The transcript has a single exon. NCBI's taxonomy places the organism in Eukaryota, Fungi, Ascomycota, Eurotiomycetes, Eurotiales, Trichocomaceae.
AUGGCCCGAUUACAAGUGAUCGAAGAUAACCCCUGGGAAGAAGAAUGGCGGAAGCGAGACAAGGAAGAGGAAGACAAUGAUGAAGAAGAAGAACUAGAAAACAUCAAAUCGAGCCACCAUAACACCGGUAUCCUGCCGAGCCGCAGUAUCCCCAUGCGGGAGACCCGGACUCAGAAAGGGCUUUCGCUGAUAUUCGGUAAAGUCGACCGCCAGAUUGAACUGCUAGAUAAGCAGGUCAACACUGUUCAGGCCGAGCUAUUACAGGCCCGCACUCUAGUGAUGGCCGUGAGAAGCACGGUCGCCAAUCUCAAUAAGCCUGAAGCCAGCAAUCUCCUCGAAGAAGAUGCCUUCACGAAUUACCUACGCAUCGCAGACCGAUUAAAGGCAAUCUCCAACAACAUAUUCAUGAUCAUACCCGAUCACGGACGCCAAAUUGUUCGCACCCAAAAAGCUUAUACCUAUAAUCCAGGGUUCGUUUAUAGCAACUCUGAGCUAGACGAACCGGAUCCUGAGCCUAGUAUUGACAUCGACGAGUGGACGGCUCGCGAAACCUAUCUAUAUGGUUACAAGUUCGAUAACAUGCUCUUCGAAUCUGCUUUCAAUGAGAGCAGCUCCUCCGAAUCUGUGUCCAGUGACUUUGCACCAGAUCUGAAUGUUUCCCCGCCCCUCCCGCGAUCACCGACGAGAGAAUGGUAUGCUCCGAAUCGAGCGAGAUGGAUACGUCGGCCAUCGCCAUCGCUACGCGUGGGUUAUGAGAGAAGACGACAACCCAUCUUGCGAAACCGUCACACCGUUCAUUUUGCGCGAACACCCCGUAGUAGAGUCAGCAGCGCCUUCUCAAGCAGGGACAUGUACGAUAGUCCGUCCGACUCAUCUAGCAUGAAUUACUGGCAAAGAGAGAAUUUCAGUCGUCCAUCUCGGCGGUACCCUUAUUAUCCAUCGAAGGGAAGGGUGGUGCCAGAGACAAGGAGGUCCCAUCGAUCUUCGUUUAUUCCCUCUACAAAAGUGGAAUUUGAACCUCAACACUGGCAGGUAAAUGAGAGUAGCCAGAUACCCUUGGAGGAGCCAUCGGUUCUGUCCGCAAUGCCCAAGGUUUUGGAAUCGACAAGGAGAGCAGUGAGAGCAGCAAGUAGAAGCCGUCACCCGUUAUCUUAUCGCUCUGAAUCGACCGAACAAUAUGAAAUUGAACCUCGAGAAGGAUGGGUAGAAGAAGAAAUUGAGAUACCCCCGGAGGAGCCACGGCUUGUAUCCGUGGAUACCCAGGAGAGACAGCAGGUAUUCAGCCUUGAAAGAACCCUGGAGGAGCCACGGCUUAUAUCCGUGGAUCCCAAGAAGAAACGGCAGGCAUUCAGCCUUGAAGCGACCCAGGAGAAGCCACGGGUUGUAUCCGUUGGCCCCAAGGAGACACAGCGGGCAUUCAGUCUCGAAGCGAUAUUGCACGAGGAGCGGACCUUACUCCUAGAAAAACUCUACAAAGUGCAAGAGCAACUAGAAGCUACACAACGUAGACCAAUAGUCAAGUCUCUAAUAAGCGCUAGGGACGAUAUCAAGGGCAGUGUUCCUAAGGAGAAAUUCUGGACCCGACUGAGAUCCAAAUUCGUAGACCACAGCAAGCAACAGGAUGGACAUGAUCUAGCAGCAUAG